Molecule: messenger RNA, 531 nt
Organism: Brugia pahangi
Lineage: Eukaryota; Metazoa; Nematoda; Chromadorea; Rhabditida; Onchocercidae
Source: the annotation of a GenBank genome assembly
AUGUCUACUAAGAAACGCAAUCGCUCGAAAGCAGAAGAGGAAGGGUUCGAGCCAGGAAGUUGGGAAUGCACUGUAUGUACGUUCCGAAAUCGACAUGAAGCGUUCAAAUGCGAAAUGUGCGAUACAAGAAAGGGGACAUCGACAAGAAAGCCACGUUUGAAUCAAAAUGUUGUGCAGCAUCAUACAGUUGUGCAGAAUUUUGUUGUUCAGCAGAGUCUUGCGGAGAAACCAAAAAGAAGGGUUGGACGACCAACAGCUGACUCACCAAGCACUUCCAGGCAUUCUCCGGAAAGCACUUCAUCCGGUUCUGGUGUUACAAAGUCUACAGUCAUUUCUAGAGCGAACAAUAAGCGUGUAAUAUCAUUGCGUGAUUCAUUGAUCGUCAGAUCCUCAGCAAAAAAACAUAUAGUUACCGUGAAGGGUAUACCUGCUUGCAUUAUAGAAUAUAAAAAACGUGAAGAUGAUAAGAAGUUAUUAGAAAGACGUGCUUCGCCCAAGCAAGCAUCUUUGAAGAAAGAUUUAACUGCAUAA